Eucalyptus grandis is the source of this 1380-nucleotide messenger RNA. Its product is annotated as protein SUPPRESSOR OF npr1-1, CONSTITUTIVE 1-like. The record is from RefSeq and is a predicted model, not a curated record. The transcript is spliced from 3 exons. Gene Ontology annotation, biological process: defense response. Lineage: Eukaryota; Viridiplantae; Streptophyta; Magnoliopsida; Myrtales; Myrtaceae. Bases 393 to 1139 code for a protein of 248 amino acids.
GUGUGUAUGAAGUUAAACCUUUGAAGGACGAUGAGGCACUAGACCUUUUUAUUUGUCAUGCCUUUCCAAACAACAAGAAAGUUGAAAUAAGAAAUGAUCUCAUAGAUAGAGCAGUGCAUUACGCUAGUGGCCUUCCAUUAGCCCUUGAAGUGUUGGGCUCAUUCUUAUGUGGAAGAAACGAACCAGCAUGGAAAAGUGAGCUGGAUAAACUCUCCAAUAAGCCUAAUGAAAAUAUCGAUCGAAUUCUAAAGAUAAGCUUCUAUGGAUUAGAGAAGAAUGAGAGGGAUAUUUUCCUCGACAUUGCUUGUUUCUUCAAGGGAAAAAGUAUAGAAUACAUCACAGAAGUUCUCGAUGGCUGUGACUUUGCGACAACUAUAGGAAUAGAAAUUCUCAUGGAGAGAUCCUUGAUAAGAAAUGAGCAUGGGACCCUCCAAAUGCAUGAUUUGGUUGAAUUGAUGGGUAAGAAUAUCGUUAUGCAAGAUAACCUUGGGCAACGCAGUAGAUUAUGGCUUUUUGAAGAUGUUCUGGACAUUCUGUGUGAAGAAAAGGGAACGGAAGCAAUAGAGGCCAUAGUAGUGGACUUGCUCACACCAAAAGAGAAAAAUUUGAGUCUUGAAGAGAUAACCAUAGAGGCUGAUGCUUUCAAAAAAAUAAGAGACUUGAGAAUGCUCAUUUUUCCUGAAGCACAUAUCUCUUCGGAAGGUCCUAUUCGUCUCCCUAGUAAUCUGAGAUGGCUUAAAUGGCCCAAUGCCCCAUUGCUAAAAUUUGGCUCCGGUCCAAAGAAACUUAUUGGACUUGAUCUCCAGAAAAGUCAUAUCAGACAAUUAGAUGACAAAUUUAAGCAUUUUAGAGUGUUGAAGCACAUCAAUUUCAGUCAAUGCAAGUCCCUGGUUAGUGUUCCUGACCUUUCAUUGCUCCCAAAUCUAGAGAGAUUGAAUCUUGAUGGGUGCAGAAGCUUAGUGGAGGUUCACCAAUCUGUCGCAUGUCACGACAAGUUAAAAUUUUUGUCACUAAAGUUUUGCUCUAACCUCAGUAUCUUUCCUCACACACUCAAGACAAAAUCUCUUCAAGCCCUUGAUCUCUUUGGUUGCUCUAAGCUCAAGAAGUUCUCGAUAUACUGGAAAAGAUGGAACAUCUAGAAGAGCUUGAUUUAGGAUGGACGGCUAUUAAAGAUCUGCCUACAUCAGUUGAAAAUCUUCUCUCCGUGAAGUUAAUAAAUUUAGCAUUUUGCAAAAGACUCACAACACUCCCAUCAAGUGUUUAUAAGUUGCAAAAUCUAGAGCAUCUGAUACUUAGAGGCUGCUCCAAUUUUGUCGUGUUUCCAAAGAACUCGGAGGAUCCAACUGAUCCUAAUGGCAAUCCGAGAUUCCGAAAUUUAUA